CUGUAAUUCUGGUAAGGAAAUGGAAAAGAAGCGAUUACUAUUUAAUUUAGUACCUCUUAAUGGUCUGAUUGGUCCAAGCCACAGCUGGGUUUGUGUUCGAAGAUCUUCCAAGCGUCAAGGAGCUUAUUCGAGAAUAUGGAUAUGAUCAAGACCUUACACUUGAGGAACUCAAAGAAUUCUCUGAGAAAAAGAAGAGUUUGAAGCUUACCAAUAAAGUUGAAGAAUAUGCAGAGGAUAUCCCCAAUUCAAGGCCGAUAAUAGCCAUUUUGACACAGCCCAGAACUAAAUCACCACCAUAUAAUUCCUACAUAAUGGCUGCAUAUGCUAAAUUCGUUUUCCAAGCUGGAGGAAGAGUCAUUCCUCUCCAUUGGGAUAAUUCUUUUGAGAAUAUCACAGCUACCUUAAAAAGGGUGAAUGGAGUGAUUAUAGCUGGAGGAGGUCAAGUGAUCCAAGACCCUAUUUCCUUGAUUUUCUCAGAUUAUACCAACAGAGUAAAGUUCGUUCUUGAUCAAGCCAAAGAAAUCAACGAUGAAGGGAGUUACUUCCCAGUAUGGGCUAUCUGCCAAGGAUUCCAACAACUCAGCAUAAUUGAGGGUCCUGAGUAUGGAAGACUCUCACAUGCUACUGCUAAAAAUAUCCCAAGAAAGCUAGAAUUUGUUAGAGAUGAAAAUGGUGAAAUCAUCAGAGGAAGGAUUUACAAGGAAAUGAGUGAUGACUUAAUCAAAGCUCUUGAGACAAAAGAAAUCGCUUUCCAUAACAAUGAUUUUAGACUCGAUCCAUUCGCUUAUAAAUAUGAUGUUGGGUUAAAAAAGUAUAAUGUCUUGGCCUAUUCUAGAGACAGAGAUGGACGCCCGAUGGUGACAAGUAUUGAGCAUAAAGACUACCCGAUCUACUCCAACCAAUGGCAUCCUGAAAAGAACUCAUUUGUCUGGAAAGAGACUAUUCUAGCCUCUCAUUCCAAGCUAGCCUUACAGCUAACUCAGUACAUGUCAGACUUCUUCGUAACAGAAUGUAGGAAGAACACUCACAAGUAUGGAACCCCUGAAGAAGAGAGGAGAGCCAUUAUCGAGAAUCAUCCAGUGGAAGUGACCGAUGGAUCACUUGCUGACAUUUACCUGUUCUACUAACUCUCAAUCUCAUGA
This is a messenger RNA of Moneuplotes crassus, 1142 nucleotides long. Lineage: Eukaryota; Ciliophora; Spirotrichea; Euplotida; Euplotidae. The record is from the annotation of a GenBank genome assembly.